UGGCCUGGCGCGGUUUGCAUCCAACGUGGCCAAAAUUGCCGAAUUGUCUUCUGAAAGUUUCCCGUUUGCAAUUUGAUUUGACGUUCUCCUGUUAUUUUCGGGCUCUGCAGGAUAAUGAGCUAUCAAUACGAAGGUCCUCAGCUGGAGACAGUACGUACAAGGCAAAUAGCUGCACUUCGUAAUGUCAUAAACCUGAACCAACCUGUUACAAAUACCAUGGUUUCUGAACCUGUGUGGAAAAUCUUGGUGAUGGACAAGCUUGGCCAAGACGUAAUCUCGCCAUUGUUACCCGUCAAAGUGCUGCGAGAACUGGGAGUCACUUUGCAUUUGCUGGUCGGUUCAAAACGUGAAGCUCUAACCGAUGUGCCAGCGGUCUACUUCGUUUCGCCUACUGAUGAAAACGUUGAUUUGCUAUGCGAAGAUCUCAGGAGAGGCAUGUACGACAGCUUCUACAUCAACAUGAUCUCUCCGCUUUCUCGUGCUCGUCUGGAAAACUUAGCUUCCGCUGCUGUUCAGGGAGGCACUAUCGGACAAGUGCAGAAGGUUGUCGAUCAGUAUUUGAAUUUUAUUUCUUUGGAGGACGAUCUGUUUGUCUUGCGACGAUACUCCGAGAACAGUCCAAUGUCCUACUAUGCAAUCAAUGAUCCGUCGACGUCUGACGAUCAAAUGGCAGCCCUCAUCGAGAGUGUUGCUGACGGUCUAUUUUCUGUUUGUGCCACGAUGGGUAUCGUACCAAUCAUCCGGUGUCCCAAAGACAACGCUGCUGAGCAGGUGGCCAAGCGGUUGGACCAAAAACUUCGGGAUAAUUUGCGAGACGCUCGAAAUAACCUCUUCACUGUUGAAAGUGUCCGUGCUGGACAGCUAAACGCUAGUCGCCCCCUUUUGUUGAUAGCUGACAGAUCCGCAGAUCUUGCGACUAUGUUACAUCACACAUGGACAUACCAAGCUCUCAUUCAUGAUGUGUUGGAAUUGGAUCAGAAUCGAGUGACCAUUACUGAGAAGGCGAAACGUAAAGAGUACGAUAUGUCGAGUGGAGGAUCGGAUAAAUUAUGGACCAAGCAUAAGGGUAGUGCGUUCCCACUUGUUGCUGAGGCGAUUCAGGAAGAUCUGGAAGCAUACCGAAGCAGUGAAGAUGAAAUCAAGCGAUUGAAGCAUGCCAUGGGCAUGGAAGGCAACGAAGCAGAUGCUGCAAUGACAUCGCUGUUGACGGAUACCACUGCCAAAUUAGGAUCCACCGUAACUUCCCUGCCUCAAUUGUUGGAAGCAAAACGACUGAUUGAUUUGCACACGAAUGUUGCCACCACCUUGCUGGACCAAAUCAAACAACGAAAGUUAGAUGUGCUCUUCGAGCUAGAACAAAAGUUGCUGCAACAUUCACCUCUCGAAAUGCCGCUUUUGCAACUGCUCGGCGAUCUUAGUAAUCCCGAAGAUAUUCUCCGAGUUAUUCUUAUCAAUUAUUUGUGUCAGGACAGUGUUUCGGAGGCCGAGCUAGAAGAGCAGUUGAAAUUCCUUAGGGAGAGAAAUGUUGAUGAAUCAGCCAUUCGUUUUGUGAAGAAAAUGAGGUCGGUAUCACAGCUGGGGAAGUCACCACCAUUAGAAGAGCAUCAUGGAGCUGGUACAAAGACCAUCAACAUGUUCAACAAACUGCUCAGCCAUAGUUCUCGGUUCGUCAUGGAAGGUGUCAAGAACCUUGUUCCCAAAAAGCACAACCUGCCCUUGACUAUGAUGGUCGAUUCAUUGGUCACACCACCGUCAUCAUCAACCGUGGGAAUAAAUCAAAUGAUGGGUGCAACGCAAACGAAUGAAAGCGACGAGCUUUGCUAUCUUGAUCCAAAGGUUAUGCACGCCUUGUCCAGAGACACCUCAACAGUCGCACGCGCACGGCAGCCACCUCCACAAGAUGUCAUACUUUUCGUGAUUGGUGGUGGCAAUUACGUCGAAUAUCAAAACCUUGUUGACUAUGGAAAACUGAAGAAUUUGCAACGAGUCACAUAUGGAUGCACAGAGCUCGUCAAUGCGAGGCAAUUCACCGAUCAGCUCACUCGUCUUGGUCGAGCGUUGCAGUAGAUGAUGGCCCUGGUGCUGGUGGUGGCGGUGGCGGCUCUCGCUAGGAAUGAUGUCUCCGCCUUCGUCGAUCAUCUCCCUCUUCCUCUUCGCUCUCGAGUUUAGGGCCCCUCCUCCACCCAUCCUCGUCGUCCUCUUCUUUUGCACAAAAGCACUCCACGAAAGCUCUAUAGCACUUAUUUUCCGAGUAUAUGUACGAUGUUUUUCACUCGUUAUUAUGAAUUUUUUGUUCUGUGAUAGAUUAAUUGGUCUUAUAUACGACUGAACUCUUGUUUUCAUUUUUUGUGUAUCUAAUAAUGCUCGAAUGUUUUUGUAGAGUCAUUUUUUAUGUGUAUAGUGCAUAUUUAUUGGCGGGAAUAUAUCG
Messenger RNA from Cylicocyclus nassatus, 2428 nucleotides. Lineage: Eukaryota; Metazoa; Nematoda; Chromadorea; Rhabditida; Strongylidae. The record is from the annotation of a GenBank genome assembly.